UCUUCUUCUCCUCUUCUUACUUUGACAUAUCAGUUCUCUCUCUACACUAUCUCUCUCUACCCAUGCUCUCCAUGUUUCCCAAUCACUAUACUAAUGUUGAUCGUUGGAGUGUAGAUAAUGGGGGCCAUCCCCGCCCUUUCACAGAUCCGAAACUUCCUUGUUUCUUGGCUGAAACAAUUGGCGCGCCAGGAAGGGGCGUCACUAUACUACUGCUGGUUUGAUGUAUUUGAUCUCUGAGAGGGCGGCGAAUGGCAAUAUACUUUCCAGCUCUUUGGGGAACGAACAGAAGGGGGUCGGGAAAAGAUAAAAGCGGAUCUACCAAUUUGUUUUGCUUGCUUUCGAGAAAAAAAAGUGCGAAAUGUUUGGAACGCCCAAAUCCGAUUCUCACCGUCGGUCAUUCCAUCUGCUCUCAGUCUAUGUUUGGAACUUUUUAGCCUGAAUCCCGCCAGCAGAGAAGGAAGGGAGGUAGAUCUAUCGCUCAUUUUCUUAGCUGGUUUUGUGGAGGAAACAUCAGGAAGUUUGUCCUUGUCGCACCCCUUCUACAAAAACCCAGAUCUGGCUUUUUGUGUGUUCAUGAAGCUCCCCAGAUCUGUUUAUGGUUGUACUUUAUGGGGAAAAAAUGAGGCAUCUCUUGAAGCACUUUUUAAUCUUCCUCUUACCAAAAGAAAGAAGGAACGAAGUGGAGGAAUCCUUCUCAUGGAAGCUCCAGGGGACGCGGAUCCAAAGCCAGAAGGAGAAAAGGAACGAUCUGAGCUUUUGUCGGACGGGGAUGUGCAUGACGCCGGAGAUCCAGUGACAAAGCGAUGGAACUCUGGAUUGGUCAAGCGUUAGGUUGGAGGAAAGAGUCGCCUUCGACACGACAUUUGGGCGCUAAUCGAAUAAGCGCAUAGGCGGAAUGUUACCGAGAUCGUUUGUUUUUUGGGCUUCAAAAAACAAACAGAUGUAGGGCGCUAGACUAAGAGAGAGAGGAGAAAAUGAGGAGUCACGUAUCGCACAUGCGAUCAAGUAGCAGGCGCCUUGGCUCGAAAUCAACUCGACAAGCGAUGGAACUGGGGACGCCGACGCUGAUGGAAAUGCAUAAGAGCUGAUUUGAGCGUCAUUCGUAUUUUUUGGAGAAGCCCAGGAAGGGAGGAAUUGAAAGCAAGCGCCUGGUUCUUUAUAUGUAAAGACGGAAUCAAUGCAAAAAGGAAGUGUAAAAGGAAGGAGAGAGAAAGGAACAAAAUAAAGGGUGAAAUAUGGGGAAUAAUUUUCCAGAUCAGGCCAACAAAAGCGCCCAGUUUCAACAUUAGCUCACAAGUUAGUCCUACAUCGGCGGAUGAGAUCCGAUAUAAACGAGCCCCAAGGCGCUCACUUAUGUUGGAGGCCCACGAAGCUCCCAGUCGCUCAAUUUCCAGUAUAAACGAGGCCCAAGGCGCUCACUGAUUUUUUAUGUUUGAAACCUACAAAGCGUCCAACCUCACUUGCACAGUCGGAUCGGAUCUGGUCUAAAUGUGGCCCAAGGCGCUCACUUAUGUUGAGGCCCACGAAGCGCCCAGUCACACAAUCUCCGGUAUAAACGAGGCCCAAGGCGCUCACUGAUUUUUUAGGUUUGAGGCAUACAAAGCGUCCAGCCUCACUUGCGCAGGCGGAUUGGAUCUGGUCUAAAUGUGGCCCAAGGCGCUCACUUAUGUUGAGGCCCGAAUGCACUAACUAAAAUGUAAGUGCAUGAUGAGGAAUCGAACCCAGCACCUCCUCCCAUGAAGACAAGAAACGCAUCCACUAGGCUGCAGUUAUUUUUGGAGAAGCUGUUGCGGGCUCCCAUUAUUGACCAGAUCCGUGGACUUCGUAUCAGAAUCAAAAUUAAGCUAAGUACUCUACUUAUCUGCGUAGUUUAAUUUUACCUCAAUGAAAUAUUGCUUUACUUUUUCAAUAGUCUCGGCACACAAACAUAGCACCAUUGUUAUCCUUCGCGUCCAAAAAUUAGCGCCAUUGAUUGGUGUUACUCUCCGCGUCCAAAAUUAGCGCCUUGAUUGGAAAUACAUUCAGCGUUCAAAAUUCGCACCAUCGGUUGGAAAUACUCUUCGUGCCCAAGCAUAGCGCCCAUGGUCUAAAAUUAUCUACGCGCCCAAUAUAUAGCGCCCUUGGUUGGAAAUACUCUUCGCGCCCAAAAAUUAGCCCCUUGGUUUGAAAUACUCUAGCACCCAAUCCUAGCUCCCUUGGUUCGAAAUAUGCUCCACGCCCAAACUUAGCGCCUUGUUAAAAAAAAAAUGUGACGCGGUGGGAUUAAAGAGUGGCCAUUUCACAUGAUGGUGGAGAGCACUUCAUUCUUGAGCGCAAAAAUGAAUGCAAGCGCAUGGUAGGAAUAAAAUCAACCAUAGAAAUUGUUGCACAACUGCUCGGCGUCGUGAAAUUGGACUCAUAGACGGGAGCGGCAACAAAAUUGGAGAAAGAAACUAGGUGCAUGAUUCUCGACAUCUGAAACUGAUAAAAACACCAUGCGCCUCCAAUUUCAAAGGGAAGCGCCCAUUGGUUGGUUGGUUGGUGUCAGAGCAAACUCCUACACUCUCAACACAGUUAGCGCCUGCGACUUGAGACUGACUCCAUACCCAAAGGGAAGCGCAGAGCUAUAACACCAAAAUCACUCAAAAAGUGAUUUGGGAGUAAAUAUUACAGUCAAGU
Messenger RNA from Linum trigynum, 2658 nucleotides. NCBI's taxonomy places the organism in Eukaryota, Viridiplantae, Streptophyta, Magnoliopsida, Malpighiales, Linaceae. The record is from the annotation of a GenBank genome assembly.